Messenger RNA from Pygocentrus nattereri (red-bellied piranha), 4212 nucleotides. Its product is annotated as inner centromere protein A-like. Gene Ontology annotation, molecular function: GTP binding. Lineage: Eukaryota; Metazoa; Chordata; Actinopteri; Characiformes; Serrasalmidae. The coding region runs from base 1 to 3927 and encodes 1308 amino acids. The record is from RefSeq and is a predicted model, not a curated record. The transcript has 8 exons.
AUGCUAAACAUCUGCGAGGGAACACUAAACAUCUGCGAGGGAACGCAAAACAUCGGCGAGGGAACGCUAAACAUCUGCGAGGGAACGCAAAAUAUCGGCGAUGGAACGCAAAACAUCUGCGAGGGAACGCAAAACAUCCGCGAGGGAACGCAAAAUAUCCGCGAGGGAAUGCAAAACAUCUACGAGGGAACGCAAAAUAUCCGUGAGGGAAUGCUAAACAUCUGCGAGGGAACGCUAAACAUCGGCGAGGGAGCGCAAAACAAAGGCGAGGGAACGCAAAACAUCUGCGAGGGAACGCAAAAUAUCGUCAUCAAAUCCUUUGAGAGACUGGUGCUCUCCCAUCUGAAGAACAUCACAGAUCAUCUGCUAGACCCCCUGCAAUUUGCAUACCGGGCAAACAGCUCAUCGUUUAAUACAGUCACCCCUGGACAGCUACACAGCAAACUACUCCAACUCAGCGUGCCAAGCCCCACCUGCCAGUGGAUCACCAACUUCCUCUCUGGCAGAGAGCAGCAGGUGAGGUUGGGAAAGUUCACCUCAAACACAGAGACCAUCAAUUUUGAAAAGGAGGGACAGUAUGCAGUGAGCAUUUUGCUGCUGGGGAAGAACAGCCAGGAAAACGGAAGAGUGGAAAACUUCAUCCUGAGAAGAGACGCGUUUGAUGCUGAAGCUCCUCCUUCUUCAGUAGAGCAGUACAGUGAGAAAGCCAGAGAACAAGCAGAAGGAAGAUACAUCACACUCAACACAUCUGAGCUGUUUGAUACUGAACUCUCUGAUGAGGAGCUGAGUGAGAGGGUUAAAACGUGCAUGACUCUUUGUGCUCCUGGACCUCACAUUAUAAUGCUGGUCAUGCAGCCACAAGACUUCACUGAGACAGACAGAAACCAACUGAAUAACAUCUACAGAUAUUUAUCUGAUGAUGCCCUUAAACACACCAUGGUGCUCACAACACAAAAGCCACAGUCAGGCAGCAGCGUAGAUCCAGAUGAUUGGAGCUUCUCUGAGGAGAAUAUUAUAGAAAAGAUUAAGUGGCAUUUUGACCUUGAAAGUGGAAGCAGUCAUUCUGCUCUUAUGGAGCAGAUGGAGAAGAUGGUUAAAGAGAAUGGAGAGGCUCACUUUCAGUGGGACGAAUUCAUGAUGGCUCCAUUAACAACAGAACAACAGCAGCAACAGAAAAUGCCUGAACAAACGCCGGGGAAAAAUAUUCCACAUAAAGACAGGAGACAGCAGAAGGAAGCAUCAGGAAGAUCUUGGAAUCCAUUCUCUCGUGGUGGACAACAAGAGGUGCCUCAGAGGUUGAACUUGGUGCUGUGUGCCAGUGAUGGAGCACUGAAGGCCUUAGUAUCAGAUCUCAUUCUGGGCCCAAAUAAGUGCAGACCAGAGUCCAGCUCAGAAUGCGUGAGGAGAGAUGGAGUGGUGUCGAAGCGCCCGAUCACCCUGGUGGAGAUGCCGGCUCUCUACAACACACCUCACUCAGAGGAGGAAGUGAUGCAAGAGGCACUCCACUGUUUCUCUCUGUGUGAUCCUGGAGUUCAUGCUUUCAUCCUCAUCAUUCCAGUUGGUCCCCUCACUGAUGAAGACAAAGGAGAAAUGGAGAAGAUCCAGAACAUUUUCAGCUCUAAAGUCAACAACUAUUUAAUAGUUCUCUUUACAGCACAGCAGAAUGACAGUACAGCAAAAGAUUUUACAGAACAAAAUAUGGACAUAAAGAACUUUCUUGCCACUUGUAAACAUAAAUAUAUAUUAGUAAACACAAAAACAGGGAAAAAAAACAAGCAAACAAGUGAAAAACUGUUAAAUGAAAUUGAAGAAAUGACAGAAACACAGCCAUAUUCUCUUUACAUGUAUGUGAAAGCCCAAGAGGAAAGAGUCAGAUGUGAACUACAGGAAGAGCUGAGCAAAAAAGAGAAAGAAGUCCAGGACUUAGAGGAAGAAAUCCAGAAGUUAAAGAGGCAGCUCCAGCUGGAAGGUGAAGAUAAAGAUGAACCACAGGUUUCGCACGACUUAAGGAUAGUACUGAUUGGAAAAACAGGAAGUGGAAAGAGUGCAACAGGAAACACCAUCUUGGGAAGAGAUGAAUUUAAAAGUGAAAUCAGUUUGAGUGCUGUGACAAGAGUUUGCAAAAAAGGAGUUGGUGAGGUUGAGGGAAAGUCAGUUGCUGUUGUUGACACUCCAGGCCUCUUUGACACCACACUGUCCAAUGAAGAUAUACAGCAAGAAAUUGUGAAGUGCGUCUCACUCUCAGCACCUGGACCCCAUGCUUUCAUCAUUGUGCUGACUUUGGGAAGAUUCACCAUAGAAGAAUAUGCGACUUUAGAGCUGAUAAAAAAGACGUUUGGUCCAAAGGCUGCGAUGUUCACUAUAGUGCUGUUCACUGGAGGAGAUAAGCUGGGAAAUAAGUCAAUAGAACAAUUCAUUGAGGAAAAUAACACUGAACAAAUCAACAAGGUGCUCAGAGACUGUGGACAGAGGUUUCUAGCAUUUAAUAACAACGAAAAAGAAGACCGCACCCAAGUUUCUCGACUUUUAAGACAGAUAGAAAUGGUGAUAAACUCAAACACGUCAAGUAAGUACUUCACAAACAACAUGUUCGAAGAGGCAGAAAUGUCCAUCAAAAAGAGAAUUGAGGAAAUUCUGAAAGAGAAAGAGCGAGAGAUCGAAGCUGAAAAGGAGAAACUGGAAGCCAAAUACAGUGAAGAAAUGGAAGACAUGAAGAGAAGACAAGAGGAAGAAAAACAAAAGGCCGAUGAAGAAAAGCUCCAAACGGAGAGGAAGUUCGAAGAAAAGAUGGAAAUCUUCAAAAAAGAGUUUGAAGCAAAAAAUGAACUAGAGAAGAAGAAACGGGAGAUGGAGGACAAGAAAAGGUUAGAAGAAGAAAAAAUACAAAAGAUGAAAUGGCAAACCAGAAUUACUGAGUUAGAAACCGAGAACCAAGAGCAGAGAGCUGAAUUUGAGAAACAGUUAAGAGACAGAGAGGAGGAGGAUAAAAAGACAGAAGAGAGAUACAAACAAGAAAAAGAAAUUCUCAUGAAUCAACAGAAGAGUGCCAUGGAGGAGCUGAGAAUUAGACAGGAAGAAGAGCGUAAACGGAAAGAUCUGGAAGAGAACAAAAGGAGAGAAGAGGAAGAGAACGAGAGGCAGAACUGGGAGAGGAAAAUAAAAGAGGCUGAACACGAGAAAAAUGAGGUACAAGAGGACCUAAAGCAAAAACAGAGUGAAUGGGAAGACGAAAAGAAAAGAGAGAUGGAAAGACGGGUGGAAGAGGACCUGCUGAGAAAACAGAGACACACAGAAGAGCUGAGAGCAAAGGAAGAAGAACAAGACAGAUUGAGAGAGGAAUUUGAAAAGAAGAUGAAAGAAGAAAGGCAUCAGAGAGAGGAGGAGAAACGACAGUGGAGGGAAGAGAGUGAGCGAAAAGAAAAAGAGAAUGAGGAAAAGAAACGUGCAAUGGAAGCACAAAUGAAAGAACAGUAUGAGCAGCUGGAAAAAACGAGGAGGGAGGAGUGGGAGAGAAGAAAACGUGAGGACGAUGAAAGAAGAGAAGAAGAGAUGCAAAGACAGCAGAAACUUAGAGAGGAGAUGGAGAGAGAACGGCAAGAGGACAUUACGAGGAGAGAGAGGGAAGAGACUGCUAGAAGAGAGAAAGAGGAGAAGGAACGUGAGGAGAUGACAAAGAACUACGAUCAGAAAAUGGAGGAGAUGAGAAAUAAAUAUGAAGAUGAAGCCAGAAAGCAGGCUGAGCAGUUAAACGAGUUCCAUGAAAGAAAAGAAAAACACUUCCAGGAGAUGAUUGAAGAGUAUGAGAAACAGUACAAAGUUCUGGAGAAUCUGUUUAAAAGCACCAAGGCCGAAAAUACUGAGGAAAUGAAUAAAAUACAAGAAGAACUAGACGAACUAAAAACUCAGUCAAAGUGUGUCAUUCAGUGAGGCUUGCUGUGAAACAUGAUGACUGGAAGAUGAUUUAAUGUUACUAAUGCUAAACAUCUAAUGCUUCUGAGUUCACUGUUAUUUUUAGUUUAGCUCAAAUCGAUUUUGAAGUUGCUUGGUACUGUUGCACACCUUAAAACUCGCUUGCAGGAGGAAUGUAUACAGCGAAUACUAUGAAUACACCUAUCUGUAAUUGCCAGGCUUGGUGGUUGUGUUUAAUAGUGGUGGACAGUAACUAAGUAAAUGUAAUUAGUUACUGUACUUAAGUAGCUUUUUCGUGUAUCU